Messenger RNA from Penaeus monodon (black tiger shrimp), 1742 nucleotides. RefSeq lists its product as uncharacterized. The coding region runs from base 281 to 1618 and encodes 445 amino acids. The record is from RefSeq and is a predicted model, not a curated record. Gene Ontology annotation, cellular component: nucleus. The transcript is spliced from 9 exons. Lineage: Eukaryota; Metazoa; Arthropoda; Malacostraca; Decapoda; Penaeidae.
AUGGCGCCACAUCCCAGUCUGAGCCACAGAGUAUCCUCUUCAACAGUGUCAAGAGCUGAGAGGCAUCAUCACGCCCUUCCUCUCUCUCUCUCUCUCUCUCUCCUCCCGGCACGUAUAACAGAGAUAAACAGACCCAAUCAAGAGAGAGAGAAAAGAGGACAAAAAACAGACAUAGACAAUAGACACAAGGGAGAAGCUCCUCCCCCCUCCCCCCUACACACACAAACAACCCACCCAUAAAAAAAAACACACACGAUACAAACCCUUAAUUAAAGAAAGUAUGGAACCCCACCCGAAGAGGAGGAAGCGACCCUCCUUCAGCGAAGAGGAACUCCGCGUGCUCCUUCAAGAGGUGUCCAAGAGGAAGAAGGUCCUUUUAGGGAAAUUCGACGCUAUUUCUGUCACCGUACAGAGCAAGGUCGAGGCCUGGGAUGCUGUGACAGAGGCCAUUAAUGGGGUGAGCUGUGUCAUGAGGGAGAGGGAGGAGGUGAGGAGGAAGUUCGCUCACCACAGGUGGUUCGUGAAGAAGAAGGCCAAGGCGAGGGGGAGGAGAGAGGGUAAGACAAGCGACAGAGAUACCUUAAACGACCCGGAGGGGGCAAUGUUGUCGAUGAUAAGUGAGUCGGCGAGCAACAGUCUCACUAGUGUUUGUGAAUCAGGAAGUCCCUUGAAGUCUGUCUGUGAAGCAGACAGUACUGAAUCAGUUAGCCUGACUCCCUUGAGAUCGGAUACAGAAGACCACAGUGUAGAAAAAAAAAGCUUCAUCAAUGCAGACCAUUCAUUAAGAGGGCUUCGGAACUUCAGGAUGAAUAGGAGAGAGGCAGAUAGUGUUCAAAAUCUUUAUGAUGACACUGAUGGGACCCCAUUAAGAAUAGAAAAUGAGGAGACAAAUCCAAUUCAGACUGAUAUUUGUGAUGAUGUUACGAGCAGAAGCACAGUGGAAGGCCUACGACAUUUCCGGAUAGAUAAGGAGGAAAUUAGCAAAGAUCAGACCCUGUUGCUGCGGUAUUUUAGGAAGGAAAUGAAAUCCAGUGGAGAUGCAAAAUUAACCAAGAAGAACCACCACUCAAAUGCAGAAAAACUUAAAAUCUGGAGCCAUGAUGGUGUGCUCCAACUAGUAAAAGCAUACAGGACCCAUAUGCACAUGUUCAGUAUGACCUCUCUGAACAGUAGUCAGAUAUGGUGUAAAAUUGCAGAGGCAUUACAGAACAAUGGCUACACGUACACAGGAGAAUUGUGUAAAAGGAAGAUGCAGAAUUUAAGUACCAGAUUCUUGACUAACACCAAUGCUACCCUUUUUAGGACUCCAUACGAAACCAUGGUUAUAUUUGAAAAUGUUUUGAAUUAUAUUUUAGACCCUGAUGAUGAUCCCUUACAAGUGGAUGAAGUCAAGACAGAGCAAGAUUGUCUUUCACCAAAAUACAGUGAUAACUCUUUACAGUGGAGUGGGAUUAAGACAGAAUUCUGUCAUUCAUCACCAGAGCCUGAUAGCAACCCUUUAUCAUGGGAUGAUGUUAAAACAGAGGAGAGCUUGCUUGUUCCAGAACCUGUUGAGGAUUUACUCCCCUGGAGUGGUGUCAAGGUUGAACUUUGCUCAUCAUCUCAUACAGUACAUUAAUCUAAUUGAAAUGGUUAAUAGGAUAACAUGAGAGUGGACCAACCCAGCUGAAGAAUAUAUUAAUUUUACCCAUACGACUAUAAAAAAUAUUUAUAUUUUAGAAAUAUAUUUUACAGAUUAUUUA